AUGCGAUCGGAUUUGGUAGCGGUGCUGAGCGAGAGCACGCUGCGUGAAUACGCAGACGAGUGUACGCUCUUGCUCUCGCGCGCUUUUCCUGAGGAGCAGCGCGUGGACUGGGCGGAGGCACUCAGCAAAGAGGCUGCCCAGGCCGACGAGGCUGCGGACGCGGAGGCUGCCAAACCCAAGGCCCGCGAGGUGGUCACCAAGCUCGUGCAGUCGGCGACCGGUGUCGUCGAUGGUACAGAUCGCGAGGUCGAGGGCGUGUACAACCUGCUCAUGGCGCUGCUUCUGCAGUACUUUGACGAGGAUGACGCACAGUUCCAGGAUCUAGUCGGCCACCUGGUGCAGGUGGUCGGCGAUGCGCAGUCUUCGACGGCCAUGGAGCGCAGUGUGAUCAAAUAUCGUGUGCUGGCAAACAUCUUCAACAUGUUGUCAUCCACUAGCGCUCUGCGCCUCGCCGUAUUUGAGGCGCUGCUGGCGCUUGCGUCGGUCAACGGCGACAUGGACUUUUUGGAAAUGGCGCUCAAGUCGCUGCCUACGUGGCUGGCCCAGUGGAAUGUGAGUAUCGAGCAGAAGAGUGCAUGUCUUGGCCGCGUCGCUGAGGCGCUCCAGACUACCGACUGCCGGCUCGAGCAUAUCGACAAGGCGUACGAGUUUGAGCUGCUGCACCUCCGCUUCCUGUCAGCGGAGCCCUCUCUGCCCCAGGAAUUGCGUCAUUCCGCGGCCGAAAAGGCGGUCGCGAAUGUAUUGCGGCUUCCCAAGCUCUUCGAGAUGGAAGAGCUGCUCCAGGUGCCCGUUACGAUGGAGCUCGGCACGGCGCCUGUGUUGGCGCUGCUUAAGGUGUUUGUCAGCGGCACCCGCGCCGAUCUGGAGCAGUGGCUCGCGUCCAGUGAGGGAGCCUCGACGCUGCAGCGCCUCGCACUGGAUGAGAACGAUCUGCGCCACAAGAUGCGCCUGCUCGACCUGGCCUCCCUGUGUGCACAGAGUGUGUCAGCGGAGGUGUCCUACAAAGAUAUCGCGCAGGUCCUCGACGUGAACGUCGAUGACGUCGAGUCGUGGGUAAUUGACGUCAUCCGCGCAGGCUUGGUCUCCGGCAAGCUAUCGCAGGUAUCGCAGUCAUUCCGAGUGUACCGCUCUACAUACCGCACCUUUGACCACGCACAGUGGGCUUCGCUCGAGCAGCGCUUGACACAGUGGCAGUCGAGCAUCCAGACGCUGCUUCAGACAAUGGAGCAGGCCUGUGCGCCCAUGCCACAGGCACUGAAGCCCGACUCGACUAAGGAGGCCUCGGCUGAGGCACCCACCGCCGCUUAG
Molecule: messenger RNA, 1308 nt
Organism: Malassezia sympodialis ATCC 42132
Lineage: Eukaryota; Fungi; Basidiomycota; Malasseziomycetes; Malasseziales; Malasseziaceae
Product: PCI domain-containing protein
Biological process (GO): cytoplasmic translational initiation
Cellular component (GO): cytoplasm; eukaryotic translation initiation factor 3 complex
Molecular function (GO): translation initiation factor activity
Source: RefSeq, a predicted model, not a curated record